AUGCCUCCGCGUCGCGAAAGGAAGACAUGGACGCUGCCUGCUGCCCCCGGCCCUUCGCUUCGGCAGCGUGUGGAGCAGAAGGAGCGCGAGGCAGGGUUGCGGUGCGAUGAUCCCUCGUGUGGCGUUGGCCCGUCUGACGAAGACCCCGUCCCCGAGAUGUUGGCUGAGUUGAUGAAACAGGUCUCGAUACAUCCCCUGUUGCAUCCAGGAAAAGGAUCCGUGUGCGAGCAUACAUUCCACCCUUCGUGCUUGGUCAGUGCGGAGCGCGUUGCUGGGUGGGGCGGGGAGGAUAAAGCGGAGCCGCACGUUGAAGUGUCAUGCCCAGUGUGCCGCGAUCUGGGAUGUGUCACGAGGGACGAGUGGGAGGAGGGUGUGUCGACCCUCUGA
Molecule: messenger RNA, 387 nt
Organism: Suillus paluster
Lineage: Eukaryota; Fungi; Basidiomycota; Agaricomycetes; Boletales; Suillaceae
Exons: 1
Coding region: 1-387 (128 amino acids)
Source: RefSeq, a predicted model, not a curated record